Molecule: messenger RNA, 2023 nt
Organism: Melopsittacus undulatus (budgerigar)
Lineage: Eukaryota; Metazoa; Chordata; Aves; Psittaciformes; Psittaculidae
Gene: HMBS
Product: hydroxymethylbilane synthase
Exons: 14
Coding region: 54-1130 (358 amino acids)
Biological process (GO): heme biosynthetic process
Cellular component (GO): cytoplasm
Molecular function (GO): hydroxymethylbilane synthase activity
Source: RefSeq, a predicted model, not a curated record
ACGGAGCAGGGCGGGCUCGUGCGGUGCGGGCGUUCCGGAGGGCCGGCGGUGUCAUGGCGGAGCCGGGCUCGGCCGCCGGCGAGAACGGCGCGUGCGGCAGAGCGGUCCGCGUGGGCACCCGCCGGAGCCAGCUGGCCCGCAUUCAGACUGACAGCGUAGUGGAGAUGCUCCGUGCGCUGUAUCCUGAGCUCCACUUUGAGAUUGUUGCCAUGUCAACGACUGGAGACAAGAUCCUGGAUACAGCACUUUCCAAGAUUGGGGAGAAGAGUCUCUUCACCAAAGAGCUGGAAAAUGCACUUGAAAGAAAUGAAGUUGACCUCGUGGUUCACUCCUUGAAGGACCUGCCGACUUCUCUUCCCCCUGGCUUUACCAUUGGUGCUGUCUGCAAAAGGGAAAACCCACUUGAUGCCGUUGUCUUUCAUCCCAAAAACUGUGGGAAAACACUGAGCCUCCUUCCUGAAAAGAGUGUGAUUGGAACCAGUUCACUUCGCAGAGCAGCUCAGCUCAAAAAGAAGUUCCCUCAGCUAGAAUUCAGGGAUAUUAGAGGGAAUUUAAAUACCCGCUUAAAGAAGCUGGAUGAGAAGGAGGACUUCAGUGCCAUCAUCCUGGCUGCUGCUGGGCUGAAGAGAAUGGGAUGGGAGAAUCGCAUUGGUCAGCUCCUAAACCCUGAAGAUUGUCUGUAUGCUGUUGGACAGGGUGCCUUAGCGGUAGAAGUUCGUGCCAAAGACCAAGAGAUCCUGGAUAUGGUGUCUGUCCUGCAUGAUGCAGACACCGUGCUAUGCUGCAUUGCUGAGAGAGCCUUUAUGAAACGUUUGGAGGGUGGAUGCAGCGUCCCUGUUGCCGUCAGCACCUUGUUGAAAGAUGGCCAGUUGUAUUUGACAGGAGCAGUCUACAGUUUGGAUGGAUCUGAUAGCCUGAAGGAGACUAUGCAGACCAGUGUUAAUUAUCCCCAACAGAAUGAAGAUGGACCAAAUGACGAUGUGCAGCAUGUUGGUAUCACAGCCAAGAAUGUCCCUGGUCAGGCCCAGGAAGCUGCAGAGAACCUUGGUGUUGAACUAGCUAGUUUACUUCUUAGCAAGGGAGCAAAGCAUAUCCUUAGUGUGGCAAGGCAGCUCAACGAUGCCCACUAAACCCGUGGUGUGGUCUGCACAAUUGCCACAACUCUGGCAAGUUUUGGCAGCUAUGCUGUCCUCCUUUGGAGGAAGGGAUUUCUUCAUGCUCACACUGGUCUCACCUGACAUGUGGGCACAAGAGCUUGAAAUACCAAGUUAACUAACUUGAAUUGUUUAUGCUGUUCAGGGUUUCUGGCCCUCUCUGCAUUUCUCUAAAUUGCAAAGUGUCCAUUUGAUUUUUUUAACGAUAUUUAUAGCUAGGAAGGCUAAAAAGAAAAAAAGGAUUAAAAAGUAAGCUGUAAGGGUUCUCCUGUUGCCAUAAGGAACAAGGAAUUUGUUACAGAUUAUAAUCAGAGUCAGUCAUGAUGGCACUUGAGUGCCAUACUGUGUCAACAGUACUGAAGUACUUUCAGUAGUCAUUAAUAUUGUUUGGUCCUGUUCACUCAUCAGUGUUGCAGAGGAGGACUGCUAUUUGGCAGGUUCCUUGGUAAAGUAGCAUGAGUGCCAUAUUCAUAGGUCUGUCUUAAGGCAGGAAGUUUGCAGCUAUCAGGUGCAAAUUUGUCAGUGAGCCAGUAAUUAAUGGGGGAGCGAACACCCAGUAGUGUGUCCCUUAUUCACCAGACUAGAAGGCUUGUCAGCAUCAUUCACAUAUGCUCAUUUAAUGGGGAGCAGGAAAGCCCAAAUGAGGCUGUUGUGCCUUUCUUUGCUAGUGCCAGUUCCUUUCUGUGAUGGGGUUCUUGCACUCCCUACCAUGUAGCUAUCUGCUCAGCAAGGCUCAUGGUCCAGUGCCUUGUGGAAACACUGAAUCAGCACCUUAUCAGGGUACCAUUUUGGAAAUGAAGGAUAGUUUAUUCUCUGCAACGACCAAUAAAACGUAACAGCUGAUAAAUACAGCAGAAUGGUAAACAGCA